Molecule: messenger RNA, 2781 nt
Organism: Scomber scombrus (Atlantic mackerel)
Lineage: Eukaryota; Metazoa; Chordata; Actinopteri; Scombriformes; Scombridae
Exons: 10
Coding region: 53-2203 (716 amino acids)
Source: RefSeq, a predicted model, not a curated record
AAGCUUUGGAGCACAUGACAGGUUGUUCUCACACACUCCUGCUUACUGAAUCAUGGAUUUACGUAUUUUUGGUGCAACAGUGACAACAGUGGCAUUCAUUAUGUCUGAGUUACUAUGGAAUCAAGUGGGUGUUGACGUGGAUGACAAAAUGAUGCAACUUCAAAUGAAAAGGCAAAAGAAAGAGGAUUAUCAACUUAAAUUGCAAAUGGGGAAGAACUCUGGGAUGUUUUGCCUGAAGGAUGGAUUAGCACCUAAUACUGUGCUCAGUGGCCUCAGUGGGUCACUGUCCAGUCACACUCUCACCUUCCUCAUCAUCCUCCUCCUCAGACCGACUUAUCGGGGUCAGUCUCAGGUAGUUGGUCCAUCUCAGCCAAUAAUAGUAAGAGUUGGUGAUGACGUCAUUUUGCCAUGCAAUCUGAAGCCAGCUACCGAUGCUGUUAGUAUGACUUUGGAGUGGGCAAGACCUGACCUGAACCCCAGGUUUGUCCACGUGUGGCAUAAAGGUCAAGACCUCCUGGUUAAUCAACAUCCAUCUUACAAAGGAAGAACAUCACUGUCCAUCGAGAGACUGAAACAUGGAGACGUUUCAUUAAAACUCUCCAAAGUGAAACUCUCUGAUAAUGGACAAUACAGAUGCUUCAUUCCAGAUCUGAAUAAAGACUCUACUGUUGAGCUUGUUGUUGCAGGUCCAACUAGUCCAUCCACUGCUACAACAACAGCAGGUCCAACUAGUCCAUCCACUGCUACAACAACAGCAGGUCCAACUAGUCAAUCCACUGCUACAACAACAGUUGUUCCAACUAGUCCAUCCAAUGCUACUACAACAGCUGUUCCAACUAAUCCAUCCAAUGCUACUACAACAGCUGCUACAACUAGUCCAUCAAAUGCUACUACAACAGCUGCUCCAACUAGUCCAUCCAAUGCUACUACAACAGCUGCUCCAACUAGUCCAUCCAAUGCUACUACAACAGCUGUUCCAACUAGUCCAUCCAAUGCUACUACAACAGCUGCACCAACUAGUCCAUCCAAUGCUACUACAACAGAUGUUCCAACUAGUCCAUCCAAUGCUACUACAACAGCUGUUCCAACUAGUCCAUCCAAUGCUACUACAACAGCUGUUCCAACUAGUCCAUCCAAUACUACUACAACGGCUGUUCCAACUAGUCCAUCCAAUGCUACUACAACUAGUCCAUCCAAUGCUACUACAACAGCUGUUCCAACUAGUCCAUCGAAUGCUACUACAACAGCUGUUCCAACUAGUCCAUCCAAUGCUACUACAACAGCUGCUCCAACUAGUCCAUCCAAUGCUACUACAACAGCUGUUCCAACUAGUCCAUCCAAUGCUACUACAACAGCUGCUCCGACUAGUCCAUCCAAUGCUACUACAACAGCAGGUCCGACUAGUCCAUCCAAUGCUACUACAACAGCAGGUCCGACUAGUCCAUCCAAUGCUACUACAACAGCAGGUCCGACUAGUCCAUCCUCUGCAACAACAACAUCUGUUCCUACAACUCCAGCUCCUCCAUUGCCUCCUCUUAUUGAAUUCACACCAGCUGCCUUUUUUUCCAUCUUGUUUGUUGCAGUUGUGGUUAUGGUCACCACACCUAUUCUGCUUAUUUGUUACAUACUGAAAAAUAGAGGAGUGAGCUACAUGAGGAUGAAAGAGGAAGACGGGGACACAAAUUCUGAGUUAAACAGGCAAAAAGGGAGAAAAGAAGAUGAGACAGAAUUGAAGGGAAGGGAUGAAAAAAUUAAAGAUUUGGAGGAAAAGUUACAGAGGAAAGCCAGCCUGGUUGAUGCACUAAACUUUCAGAAACAGACACUUGAGAACCAGAAAGAUCAACUGAAGAAAAGGUUGCAGCAGAAAGCCAACAUGGCUGAUGGACUAAAGGAACAGAAACAGACACUUGAGAACCAGAAAGAUCAACUGAAGUUGCAACUGAAGGAGGUGGAGAAAAAGAAGGAGGAGAACAAGGAGAAACUUCUGUCAGUGGAGAACAAAAUAACUGAGGCUGAGAAUAAAAAGACGGAUAAAGGGGGAUUGUUAAAAGAAAAAGAAAAUCUAACUGAUGUCAAAUGGAAACUAGAUGAGCAAAAGACAAACUGGGAGAAACUAAUUCUGAGUGUGGAGCAGAUUCUGCAGAGAAUAGAUGUUUUAGUCAGUAGUGACCAAGUACAAGAAACUACAGCACACGACAAUUAAGGGUUUGAGCUGCUGGACGAGAGAGUAAGAGAAGAAUGAGCUUUUAGUUUAAUUCAAAAAGUCAAACUGUCUGAUCUUACUUUUUAUAGCAAAUAAUCACAACAUGUGUAGAUAAAAAAAUGAUAUAAUUCAAAAAUUACUCAUUAAAUGUAUGAACUAAUCUAGUUUGGUUCAGUUUCAUUUUGUUCUUUACUGCUGGUUGUAGUAACUUAAAUGGUUUCCUUGUGAAGGUGAGCUUUCUAUAGUAACUAAUCACAACAUCACAACAUUUUCAGACACUAAAAAAUUGUAUCAUUCAAAAAUUAUUAAUUGAAUGUAUUGUCUAACCUAGUUUUCAUUUUUUCUUGACUGCUGGUUGUAGUAACUUAAAUGGUUUCCUUGCGCUCAGUACAUGUGAAGAUGUUUUACAACCCUGUCUUCAUAUAUAACUGGUUAUAUAGGAGGAAAUGUGUUGAAUUUAAAAUGUAAUGCAGAUUUGAUUAUUUUAUGUUGUUAAUACUGUAUUACAACAAAAUGUUAUAAAUGUAUCUAUAAACUGCUGCCAAUUAUAUGUUGAUACUGAACCUUUCUGCAAAGUA